UACGUAUCAUGCGGGUUUUUGUUAGUGUGGUGGUACGGCAGUCGCAAGUCGCCGUGCGGAGUAGGAGGAAAUGCGAUGCAUCCACGAUAAUAUCGCGAUCAGCACGAGCAAACGACGUGUGGCGUGUGCUCCAUGGAAGAGCUUGUAUCUAUGAAAUUUACCGUGGAUCAAAUAUAUUUUUGUGUUUAUCGUUUUUUCUCUUCUUUUGCGUCUGUCUCACAUGAGUUAUACAAUAUAUUGUAGUGGCACAGUGAAGUACGUGGAUGAAGAAGCGUGUUCUCAAACGACGGUGCGGAUUACACUGACUUACAAUACAACGAAUAAGCACGAUGACUUUGUCCCAGUGUUCCGACGUCUCGGCCCUUUGAAGGAUCGAGAGACACUAAAAUUGUUGGUAGCAGUGUAUUAAACUUGAAAUUACGUGCCUAAUAAAGUACCUGCAAGAUUAUGAAUAGAUCUUUUAUUUUUUCAAUAAUUGGUUGACAAAAAAACAAACAUCAGAAUGAAUAAAGCUGAAAAUGUAGAUGCUGGCAAGGGCUGGCAUGAAUGUGCUAGUUGGUUGACAAGAUGUGGCGCAUUGCGAGCAGAUCACAGAGCCAACUGGCCACAGGCUACUGCAUUCGACUUAGCCUAUACAUUGCGAGAUGGUGUUUUGCUGUGUAAUCUGCUGAAUAUUGUGGAUCCGGGUUGUAUAGAUAUGAAGGAUGUAAAUCAGAAACCUCAAAUGGCACAGUUUCUGUGCUUGCGUAACAUUAAAGUAUUCCUGUCCGUAUGUUCGAGCAUCUUUGGCCUCUCUGAUUCUGAGCUCUUUGAGCCUUCUAUGCUGUUUGAUCUGUCCAACUUUCAUCGUGUUCUCUGUACACUCUCUAUCUUGUCCAACUGUCCACGACUCAGGCGAAGGGGUAUACCAGGAUUUUCCGUUGGUCACGGGAAGUCUCAAGAAGAUAUUUAUAAAGAUCUACAAAGUGCGGGCGCAGGCCGCGAAGAUGAGGGUCGCCGCAGGAGAUUUAAGAGACGUGAAGGUAAUGAGGCAAGUGGUGGAAGAGAUAACGAGGACCCAAUCGGCGAAGAGGAGGGUUACGGUGCUUUUUGCAGUCAUGCACAAAGCGAGGAAAUCUACCAGGACCUUUGCAGUCUGCACUUGCCACCCCCAUCUACGCAGGGUGUCAUUUCCGGAGGUGAGAAAAGAGAUUACGUGAUCCAGGAACUAGUGGAAACCGAGCGAAAUUACACAGAAGUGCUUCAUAGUCUGCUUAGGCAUUUUGCCCGGCCGUUGUCAUCAUUACUCCGGCCUGAAGACUCCGCCCGAAUCUUCUUCGGUAUCAAAGAGCUCUCGGAGAUUCACGUAGGAUUUCAUAGUCAAUUACGCAAAGCGCGAAACGGCGCCGCGCUUGCUCAGGUCUUUCUUGACUGGCGGGAGAAGUUUCUCAUUUACGGCGAUUAUUGCGCAAAUCUUACUGUUGCGCAAAGUACUCUGCAGGAAGCCUGCGCACGUAAUGAAGUAGUCAAUCAAGAAGUUAUUAGGUGCCAACAAGAAGCUAAUAAUGGUAAAUUUAAAUUGCGCGAUAUAUUGUCCGUGCCAAUGCAAAGAGUGCUCAAGUACCAUUUACUAUUGGACAAAUUGGUGGAAGAAACCCCUCGCGAGUGGAUCGAGGACUGUCGUGCUCUGGCGAAAGCUAGGGAAGUUAUGGUCGACGUAGCGCAGUACAUAAACGAAGUAAAGCGCGAUUCCGAUACGCUGGACAUCAUAAAGGACAUUCAGGCAUCGAUCAUUGAUUGGGACGUACCUGAAGACGCGCAAUUAAAAGAUUUCGGCCGGUUACUUCGCGACGGUGAGCUCAAGGUGAAAGCUCACGGUGAUCAACGAAUAAAGGCGCGUUAUGCAUUUAUAUUCGAGCAAGUGGUGUUGAUUUGCAAAGCGGGCAGAGGAGAUCAAUAUUGCUAUCGAGAAACUUUGCGAUUAGAUGAUUAUAGACUAGAAGACCAUAUAGGACGGCGAACACUGGGCAGAGAUUCACGCUGGUCCUAUCAGUGGCUACUUGUACAUAAGCAGGCAUAUACGGCGUAUACGUUGUACGCAAGAACAGAGGAGCAAAAGCAGAUGUGGAUAAAAGCGUUGCAGGACGCAAUUGACAACGUAAAUCCAGCUGCUUGUCGCAAUACCAAUCAUAAGUUUAAGCUAACGACGUUUGAUACUCCGAGGAGCUGUCAACGGUGCGGAAAAUUCCUUAAAGGGCGCAUAUUUCAGGGUUACAAAUGCGAGACAUGUCGCUUAGCCGUGCACAAGCAAUGCAUCGCACACUCGGGUCGCUGUAUGCCUACUUCACCGUCACCGACACCACCUCCGCCGCUACCUUGUGAACGAGCACUCGCCAUGAAAUUGUGGUUUGUCGGAGAAAUGGGCAGAGACGCAGCUUCUAAUAAAUUAGAAUCCCGCGAGGAUGGCACGUACAUGCUGCGCGUACGCCCAGCCGGACAACCGCGUCUCAAGCAUGAAACCAAUUACGCUCUUAGCAUUAAAGCGGAAGGUGCGGUUAAGCAUAUACGAAUAUUCAAACGCGACGUAGACGGCGCGGAUCUGUAUUAUCUCAGCGAAUCUCGUUUCUUUAAAAGUGUAGUCGAGCUAGUCGAAUAUUACGAACGAGCGUCACUGUCGGAAAAUUUUGAGAAGCUAGACCAACGUCUGCUGUGGCCGUAUCGACGUGUCGUAGCCAAGGCGUUGUUCGACUUUCGCGGCUGCGAACGCAAUCAACUGAGCCUACGACGCGGUUGCCGAGUUGUCGUGCUAAGCAAAGAAGGCGAUGCCAAAGGAUGGUGGAAGGGUAAAAUAGGUGAUCAAAUAGGAUUUUUUCCAAAAGAAUAUGUGGAAGAGGAAUAAGACUAUUGAUCAAAUUAUUAUUAUGUCGUUGCAUAUGACGUAUCGGAUUUCGAAAAUUCCAGUUUAGCGGAAGAUUUGAUAUUAUUUCUCUGUUACAAUGUGAUUUUUUUUUUUUUUUUUUUGAAACUGCAUUUUACUUUUUUUUAUUAACUUAAGCUUUCGCGAGUUUAACUUUUAGAGGACCGGCAGUUUUUUUUCAAAAUGUUGACUUUUUUUAACGAAAAAUGUAUGCGUAUAUAUAGAACCUACAUGUAGCGCAAAGUUUCCGAGUUUGUUUCUUUCAGUGUUACCCAGAGCUAUAAAGUGUGGACGUAGAAAGUUAUGUAGCUUCUUUUUUUAUUUAUAAUUUUUUUUAUGUUUUUAGUUUUUAAUUUUUUUCUUUUAUAGUUUAUUUUUGCAUUUUUUAAUUUUUUUUAUUGCGGGAAAAUAAUAUGUGACAGCGGUCACACAUAAAUACAUGCUUCUCAAGCACAAAUACAUUUUAUAUAUGUAUAUGUAUAUACACCUAUUAUAUAUUAUAUAUUUGUUUUUUUUUUAUA
Molecule: messenger RNA, 3417 nt
Organism: Pseudomyrmex gracilis
Lineage: Eukaryota; Metazoa; Arthropoda; Insecta; Hymenoptera; Formicidae
Gene: Vav
Product: protein vav
Exons: 9
Coding region: 503-2878 (791 amino acids)
Biological process (GO): regulation of GTPase activity; cell migration
Cellular component (GO): cytoplasm
Molecular function (GO): protein binding; guanyl-nucleotide exchange factor activity
Source: RefSeq, a predicted model, not a curated record